This is a messenger RNA of Coffea arabica (coffee), 1131 nucleotides long. Its product is annotated as inositol diphosphatase DSP4-like. NCBI's taxonomy places the organism in Eukaryota, Viridiplantae, Streptophyta, Magnoliopsida, Gentianales, Rubiaceae. Gene Ontology annotation, biological process: protein dephosphorylation. Gene Ontology annotation, cellular component: cytoplasm. Gene Ontology annotation, molecular function: phosphatase activity. The record is from RefSeq and is a predicted model, not a curated record.
CCCCGGUCUCUUCACCCUUCCCUGCUGUGGAGUGGGGGAAAACCUCUGAUGGGUCGUUGGAGGCAUAGGUUGGAGUUCAAUUCUUCCUUCUGAUUCCCAAAUCCAUAAAUUCCAGAAUAUUCUGACCAUUAUAUUAAUCGAAACAAUAACAACUGAAUAUUCAUGAUGAAUAUUUUUUGACUGGAAAAAAAAAGAGACCGUAUUCACUAACUUUGGCGCGAAAAGCUAUGAGAAUUGAAGGGCCCUAUGAUUACGAUAACACACCGAUGUGCCAAAACGCGAUCGGAGCUACAAAACUGCAGUCUUUCACCGCCGCCGAAGCAGAUAACUCGCCGCAGGAGAAGAAUUCUUUCGACAGCCCCGGGGAAGAGCUUCUCGCGCCGCCACUGAAUUUUUCUAUGGUUGAUUAUGGUGUUUUCCGGUCCGGUUUUCCAGAGCCUGCUAACUUCUCCUUCUUGCGAACCCUAGGCCUCCGUUCAAUUAUAUACUUGUGUCCAGAGCCGUAUCCUGUGGCGAAUGCGGAGUUUCUGAAAGCCAACGGAAUUCGGCUUUUUCAGUUCGGCAUUGAAGGAUCAAAGGAACCAUUUGUAAACAUCCCUGAGGAUUCGAUUCGUGAAGCAUUGGAAAUUGUCUUAGAUGAAAAGAACCGGCCCCUCCUAAUACAUUGCAAACGUGGGAAGCACCGAACUGGAUGUCUUGUUGGAUGCUUGAGAAAACUUCAAAGAUGGUGCUUAACUUCUAUUUUUUACGAGUACCAGAGGUUUGCUGCUGACAAAGCCAGAGUUUCGGACCAGAGAUUCAUUGAAUUAUUCGAAAUCUCCAGCUUGAAGGAAUCAUGCGUACCUGUUUCAUGUUCUAAGGGUCAAUAAUUAGUGGAAAAAUGCCCUUCAGAAACGCAUUGUUGCUUGAAUUCCUUCUCCGUCAAGUGCAGGAAAUAUUUUGCCUCAUUUCACGCAUUAGUACAUUUUGCCUGGACUCAUCUUUAUUUUAAGUGCAAGCCAAAAAAUUUGAAGUUCAUCAUCGUUCUUAAAGGGGGUCGGUCAUCUUUAUUUCACUGAUUGCGUAGGUGUUUCCUUCCGUUUGUAUUAAAACAACAUUUUUAAUCUUGAAGCUUUCUUUAUCUGUCAGAAA